GUGUUCACUCAUGAUGACAAAGGCUCGUGUGUACCCUGUACCGUCAGGAGGGUCCGGUGCCUUAUUUAAAUCAGCGCGAGCACCGCGUGUUGUGACGUGGCCGAGCGCGCAGCUGGACAUCAAAGAGGAUAAAAGCGACUGUCCGCGGGGUCGUUAAGCUCUUUUGGCGAAAGGAGAUACAGUGUUUGUGAGUUUCUGUCGUCGGUGACCGGUUCAGGAAUGAUUUCAGCACCGCGGACAGCGACGGACCGAACAAAACUCCCGUACUGUCACGAGUCUUUCCAUAACCUUCAGGAGUUGAGACACAGCGCAUCUCUAGCCAAUAAGGUCUUCAUUCAGAGAGACUACACUGAUGGCACCAUCUGCAAGUUCCAGACCAAGUUCCCAUCCGAGUUAGACAGCAGGAUUGAGAGGACUCUGUUUGAGGACACAGUGAAGACGCUGAAUAAUUACUAUGCAGAGGCAGAGAAGAUCGGAGGCCAGUCCUACCUCGAGGGCUGUCUGGCCUGCCUCACGGUUUACCUCAUAUUCCUGUGCAUCGAGACACGCUAUGAGAAGGUGCUGAAGAAGAUCUCGCGGUACAUUCAGGAGCAGAAUGAGAAGAUCUAUGCUCCGCGAGGUCUCCUCAUCACAGACCCUAUAGAGAGAGGCAUGAGGGUCAUUGAGAUCAGUGUGUAUGAGGAUCGCGGCUCCAGCGGCUCAAGCUCAGGAAGCAGCACAACCAGCAGCAGCGGACGAUGAUUCACACACACACCAGACGCUGUAACAUUCACCCAUCCACACGCACUCACUCGCCCACGUGUGACGCCUUCAUUCUGUCGCCCACUGAACACACACGCAGACUGUUCAGCAUUGCCAAACAGAAACACACCUGACAUGAACUGCCUCCACAAGACACAUCAGCUGUAAGCAGCGCGUCAUUACCUCAGUCAUCUGAAUAGAUGUUACCGCGACCCUCCAGCACAUUCACACACCUGCAGUUGUUGCACAUCCCGAGUCCCUAGCUAUGGAAGCUUGUUUCCACCACAGAAUAAAAAAAUAUAAUAGGUAAUCAUGACUUUUUAUUUUACAAUUCUGACUUUUUUUUUUUUUGCAAUACUGAGGGAAAAAGUCAGAAUUGUGAGAUUGUGAAAUGUAAACUUAAAUUUAAAAAAAAAAUGUAAGAAUAGUUAGAUGUAAACUCAAAAUUCUGAGGGGAAAAAAAGUCAGAAUUGUGUGAUGUAAAUUCAAAAUACAGAGAAAAAUGUUUAGAAUCAUGAGACUCAGAAUUCCAAUAAAAAAAGUCAGAAUUGCGAGAUGUAAACUCAAAAUUCUACGAUUUUUUUUUAGAAUUGCGAGAUUUAAACUCAGAAUUCCAAAAAAUUUAAAAAAAAAGUCAGAAUUGAGAGAUGUAAAAUGAAAAUUCCAGGAAAAAAAUUCUGAAUUGCGAGAUGUAAACUGAAAAUUCCAAGAAUUUUUUUUAGAAUUGCGAGAUGUAAAAAAAGUCAGAAUUGUGAUGUAAACUCAGAAUUUGGAGGGGAAUUUGGAAGGGGAAAAAGUCAGAAUUACAAGUAAAAAAAAAGUCAGAAUUGCGAGAUAUAAAUUCAGAGAAAUUUUUUUAGAAUUGCAAGAUGUAAACUCAAAAUUCAGAGACAAUUUUUCAGAUUUGUGAGAUGAAUUUGGAGGGAAAAAAGUCACUACAAAAAGUCAUUACAAGAAAAAAAAUCUGAAUUUCAAAAUGAACACUCAAAAUUCAGAGAAAUAUUUUUAUAAUUUCGAGAUGUAAACUCAGAAUUCCAAUUAAAAAAAUGUCAGAAUUGCAAGAUUGUAAACUCAGAAUUCCCAAAAAAAAAAGAGUCAGAAUUGCGAGAUAUAAAUUCAGAAUUCAGAGAAUUUUUUUUAGAAUUACAAGAUGUAAACUCAAAAUUCAGAGAAAAAUGUUUAGAAUUGUGAGAUGAAAACUCAGAAUUUGUAGGGGAAAAUGUCAGAGUUACAAGAUGUAAACUCAAAAUUCCAAUGAAAAAAGUUUAAAAUUGUGAGAUAAACUAAGAAUUAAAAAAGGUCAGAAUUGUGAGAUAAAAAGUCACAAUUAACUUUUUUACUUUUUUAUUCCAUGGCAGAUACAAGCUUCCAUACUAGCUGUAGCAUUCUGGGUAAAGCUCACAUAAGCUUCUGUCACUGUAAUAUGCAAUCUCACUCACAAUGCCAUGUGAUGUAGCUGCCGAUCGGCACAUGAGUCUUCCAUUUUCAUGAUUUUUGACUUUUUGUUUGAGUAUUUGGAGAUGAGCACUUUUACUCUAUUUAUUGACCUGAAGUCAGAUUUUUGACUAGGAUCAGCAGUUGUUCAUAAGAGGACAGGGCAGAUAUCUGACCCUAGACACUGCCAUCUUAUUCCACGGGUACUAUUUAUGACUUUAUUUAUGAUAUGCUUUAUUUCAUAGUGUGCUAAUCGUUCAUGCUUUGUACUCAUAAUGCGCCGUCAGAGCAGAAACGAGUCCUGAUGACGUGACUGCCAAGGGCCAGAGCUUCCUCACUGAUCCUUCAUCAUGAGCUUCCAUUUCUACUGAGAAACUUUGGCCCCGACUUAUGCAAAGAUAAAGAGAAGUUGAGAAUGCUUUUUCUGUUGUGUAGCAAAAUAAAUGAACAAUGAUGGUCAAA
Messenger RNA from Megalobrama amblycephala (Wuchang bream), 2637 nucleotides. RefSeq names its product golgin A7 family, member Ba (gene golga7ba). Gene Ontology annotation, biological process: protein targeting to membrane; peptidyl-L-cysteine S-palmitoylation. The record is from RefSeq and is a predicted model, not a curated record. Bases 220 to 741 code for a protein of 173 amino acids. Gene Ontology annotation, cellular component: palmitoyltransferase complex. The transcript is spliced from 5 exons. NCBI's taxonomy places the organism in Eukaryota, Metazoa, Chordata, Actinopteri, Cypriniformes, Xenocyprididae.